AAGUACAGCCCACCAGAGAGCCUUCGGAGAAGAGGACAAGGGGGGGAUUGGUUUCGUAAAAUAUUUACAAUCUAUGGUUUCGUGCUGUCAUCCAUUUCUACUUUUAAAGCUGUCCGUGAUACUACGUUUUCUCUUUAAGCUGUGCCAGUAAUGGCCUUCCCCCUCCCUGUGUGCUUCAUCCUGGUGGUUCUGCUGUUGGCUGAGUCACCAGUGUGUCAGGCAGGGGACUGCAAGGGCCACAGACAGGUGUUGAGGGGACCACCAGGCUAUGUCACAGAUGGGCCAGGAAACUACUCUGUCAAUGGGAACUGCGAGUGGCUUAUCAAAGCUCCCAGCAACAGUCACCGCAUUGUCCUAAAUUUCACCUUCAUGGACACAGAGUGUACCUAUGACUACCUUUUUGUGUAUGAUGGAGACUCCUACCAGAGCCCUCUCCAAGCUAGUCUGAGCGGAAACACUCUGCCUCAACCUAUCGAGGCCAAGUCUGGAAAGAUGCUGCUUCACCUCUUCAGUGAUGCUAAUUACAACCUGCUGGGCUUUAAUGCGACCUACACCUUUUCUCUGUGCCCUGGUGCAUGUGGCGGUCAUGGCCGCUGUGAUCCCUCUACAUUAAAGUGCCACUGUCAUCAGGGUUGGGGGGGAACUGCUUGUACAACCCCUCUGUGCUCCCAGGCCUGUUCUGUGAAUGGCCAGUGUGACAAGAAAGGAGAGCGUUGUCAGUGUAACCCAGGCUUCUUGGGUCAAAGCUGCCAACUUGGUUUCCAUGACGAUAGUGGGGCUGGGCAGUGGUGGCGUGUGAGCGAGGGCAACCCCUACACACCUCCCAGGACAGGUUCUGCUGGUGUGUACCUGUCAUCCACUGGAGCCAUGUACUUGUUUGGAGGGUUUGACCUGAACAGAGCUCUAGGUGACCUGAUAAAAUAUAACUUCACAUCCAACCAGUGGGACAGCCGGUCUUAUGGUCAUUCUCCUGUGGCUCGCCACUCUCACUCUGCUGUAGAGUGGACGGGCAACAUGGUGAUCUUUGGAGGAGAGCUGGCAAAUGGUUCUUUGGCUAGUGAUGUGUGGAUGUACCGUCCACUCCAUGACGACUGGCAACAACUUGGCUUUUCAAAUUCACUUGGUGCUCCCAAAUUGGCCAAUCACGCUGCAGCUGUAGUGGACAGUUAUCUCUACGUAUUUGGAGGUCGCACUGAGGAGGAUAUGUUUUCCUCCUCUCUGUAUCGGUUCGGCCUGCACGGCUCUGGACGUUGGGAGCCCGUUCAGCCCACUGGUGGGAAGCCCCCGGCCACUGCAGGACACUCCAUGGUUUUCCACAGCCCAUCCAGGACUCUGCUGGUGUAUGGAGGCCAUCGACCGACUACUGCCAGAUUCAGUGUGAGGGUGAACAACACUGAUGUGUUCCAUGUGGACAGACGCUUUUGGACCUCCUUCCGUUCCCGUUUCCCGGCAACAGGCCCCAGAGAGAGAGCUUUUCACUCAGCCACCGUCAUUGGCAACUACAUGGUGGUCUAUGGAGGUAAUGUCCAUAUUCACUACCAAGAGGAGAAGUGCUAUGAUGAGGAGAUCUUCUUUUACCACCUGGGCUGUCACCAGUGGGUGUCUGCUGGGGAGAGAUGGUCACUCAGAGGCGAUGCUGUGAGAGGGCGUUACUCGCAUGUUGCUGCUGUGAUGGAGGGACAAGUGCUGCUGGUUGGGGGUUACAGUGGUGUUGCCCGUGGAGACCUGGUGGCUUACAAAGUACCACAGUUUGUCAGUAGUGAUCAAGGGGACAGGGAUGCUGUUUGUGCUGAGGCGCUUGAUGAAAGUAUGUGCCUAAAAAAUCCUGAGUGCAGCUGGUGUGAAGGCCGCUGUCGAGAGUCCCAGCCCACUUAUCCGUGUGGCAGCACUGGUUGCCUGGGCCUGGCGCGUUUCCUGUCUGAUUGCCAGUCCUGUCUGGUGUUCAGUGGCACUCCAGCCUCUGGCAGCCAGAAUGAGUCCUGCCUGCCAGUGUCAGAGCGAAGUGCGUGCCGUGUGGACCAGAUCUCAGGCGCGUACGGCUGGUGGGGGAGCGUACUUUUCCUAACCUCCCUCCACUCCUGUCGCACCGAGAACUAUGUCCCGGGACUGCACCUGCUCACCUUCCAGCACCCGCGCAACGACUCCCAGCCUGACAAGGUGUCCAUCCUCCGCAGCACCACCAUCAUCCUCAGUCCCACCACAGAAAUGGACGUAGCCUUACAGUUCAGGGGCUUCAUCCACCCGCUGUGGGGCGCCCCUCCGCCUGCACCUCCUCCCAUAGACACUGUCUCCAUGUGGGCUCGCAUUCAGAGGCUCCACUUUGAGGCCCGAAUGGCGACAGGGCCUAACUCGAGUCAACUGGUAAGGGAAAACCUGGUGCUCUGCCCUGAGGGAGAGAAGGGGGAAGGCAAUGGAGAGAGUCAACGCCAUCUGCUGUUGGCACCGCAACACUGCACCUUGUGUGAAGAAUACAGAGACUGCUCUGCUUGUACCCAGGACCCUUAUUGUGAGUGGCAGAUAAACUCCAGCAAGAAAGGAGACUACCAGUGUAGUCGUCGAGGAAGACUAGAUGGUUCCAUACGUGACCCAGGAGGGUGUCCUAAAGUCUGCAACCAGAGAAAGACUUGUGGUGAGUGCCUUUCUAACUCCAGCCAGUGUGCAUGGUGUGAGUGCCAGGCCUGCUUCUAUUUCGCUGCCUACCUCACAAAAUACCCCUACGGAGAGUGCAGGGACUGGUACGACAGUGUUCAUUCGGUUCCCCAGUGUAAGCAAUGUUCAGCUCUAAGCACGUGCACAGACUGCCUGCGGACGUUCCAGUGUGGCUGGUGCGGUGAUUAUAACAACCCACUAUUGGAAAGUAAAUGUUUGAGGGGAGACUGGGCAGGAAUGGACGACUCGUUGGUUUAUAACUGUAGUGUUGCUGUUGCUGAAGCUCGGGCUGCAAACCCUGAGCCCCAGACCUCGGCCCCGCCUCGACCCCUGGACAUGGAGAUGGAGCUGGAGCACUUGGAAGACGAGGAGCAAGACGCCAUCUGGUCCUACCCCACCUGCCCUGAUGUAGAGGAAUGCAGGCUGGGCCUCCACAACUGUCACCCCUACGCCACCUGUAUCAACACUCCCACCUCCUAUGAGUGCCACUGCGAGAGAGGAUACACGGGGGAUGGCACUCUGCACUGUAACCAGACGUGCUACAAUGAGUGUCGUGAGGGCCAGUGCAGUGGUAGCCCACGGUUUGAGUGUGAAUGCUCACUGGGGUGGACAUCUGACCCUGCUACUCUGGUUCUCAGUGGUGUUGAGUGUGAUGUGGAUUGCGGAUGCAACUUCCAUUCCACCUGCAUUACAGCACCAGGGAUCUGUGACGAAUGCCAGGAUUGGACUACAGGCCCCCACUGUGAGCACUGCAGGCCCGGUAGCUUUGGUUUAGCCCUGUCUGGUGGAGGGGGGUGUGUGCAGUGUGAGUGUAACGGCCACGGCGACCCUCUACGAGGAUACUGUCACAACCUUACAGGCCAGUGCUACUGUACCCACAAUACUCAUGGACCACACUGCGAGUCUUGCCUGCCUGGCUACUAUGGAGACCCUAGGAACAAUGGCACAUGUUACCGGCAGUGUCAGGGCCGUUCGGUACUGCUCUCCUCCACCUCUACCAAUGCCAUUCCUCUGUCCUCUUCUCUGGGAUGGCGAAGUGGCACAGAAGGUAAAGGAGGACUUUCUCAUUGCCUGUGGGUCCUCUCUGUGACUGAGAACCUGGCACCUUGUCUGCCCAGACAACUGUGUCCCCCGAUAGCUCUCACACUACAUCCAGACUCCCACACCCGUUGUGAAAGCUCCUAUGUCUAUGUGUUUGAUGGCCUUCCUCGUUUCCUCAGCAACGGCGUUGUACAUUCCGAUCACAACCUGAUUGGGGCAUUUUGUGGCACCACAAGGACUCAGCCUAUCACUGUAGAGGCCACCUCAGGUGUGAUCUCAGUUUACUUUGAGGCCAACGUCACCUCAAACAAACCUCAGGGCUUCAAUGCAUCUUUCUGGGUGCGGCGUUGUCACCACAGCUCAGAUGACGGUGAAGACGGAUCACCUGUGUGUCCAGGUGGAGCCCAGUGCCAAGGCGGCCUCUGUCAGUGUCCUCAGGGAUAUGCUGGACCGCACUGCGACCGGCCCAUGUGUCCUCAGAAUUGUGGAAUAGCAGAAGGGAGAGGGGCAUGUAAUACAUCUCUGGGAGUGUGUGUGUGCACAGACAGCUGGGCCGGCUCGGACUGCUCUGUUCCUCGGGACUCCAACAGCUUGGUAUGGGAAACACUUCUGGACACGCAACUGACCGUGAACCAGGCCCACAGGUUCCUCCACAGGAUGGGCCACACUCUGGUGUCUGGACCACAGGGCUACCUAUGGAUGUACGGAGGGCUCUCUCUGGCAGAGGGCAUUCUGGGAAAUGUCUCCAGAUAUUCUGUGUCAGAGCACCGAUGGACGCAGAUGUUGACAAGCUCUGUGGAAGAAGGCUCCACUCCAGGACCUCGCUAUCACCAUGCCUCUGCAAUGCUGACUAGUCAUGAAUCUGGCUCAGGAAGCAUCUUAGCCAGUCACAACUUCAUGUUGGUGGUGGGUGGUGUGACUCAAAAUGGUGUUGCCAUGGAUACGUGGAGUCUCAAUCUCAGCAGUUUAGUGUGGAGAGAACACAAGAGCGCACUUCUUCCACCUAUGGCUGGCCACACUUUAACUGUACGCAGAGACUCCUCUGUGCUGCUGAUUGGAGGUUACUCUCCAGAGAACGGCUUCAACCACCACCUUCUGGAGUUCAGCCCUCAUUCUGGAAACUGGACCAUAGCCCCCCAUACUGGCACACCCCCUACAGGUUUGUAUGGCCACUCAGCAGUGUACCAUGAGCAGACUGAUGCCAUCUAUGUCUUUGGAGGCUACCGCUUUCAUGUAGAGACUGUGGAGCCCUCAGGAGAGCUGUACAGUCUGUACUACCCCAACCUUACCUGGUCUCUGCUGGUCCCCUCACGGGGAAACAAGCCCCUGUCCCGUUUCUUCCACGCUGCAGCGCUGAUCAAAGACACCAUGGUCAUUGUUGGGGGAAGGACAGAAGCCGAAGACUACAGUAACUCAGUGUCUCUGUACCAAAUCAACUGUAACACCUGGAUACAACCAGCCUCAGCGAUAGGAGAUCCAGUAAAUCGUUCUUUGUCUCUUGCCAUGACGAGCUGGGGGGGUCGUCUCUUUCUGUCAGGAGGCUUCAAUGGCGUCACGCUGGGCAGACUCCUAACCCUGACUGUUCCCUCUGACCCCUGUGCCCUCAUGCAAACACCGGAGGCCUGCAACGCCACUACAGGCAGCUGCCUCUGGUGCAGGGGAACCUGUGCAUCUUCUGAUACUGCUGAGAGAAUGGGCUGUUUCACUGGCCAGUUUCCUUGCUCUCCGACCCCUCGUCAGCCAGACCAGUGCCGCAGACUUAAGACCUGCAGUGAAUGCCUCGCCAGACACCCUAAAACAUUCUCCAAUCCAACUCAGCCUGCUCUACAGUGUAAGUGGUGCACAAAUUGUCCAGAAGGGGCCUGCAUCAGCAGCUCUGUCAGCUGUACGUCUGAACAUGACUGCCGGAUCAACCAGAGAGAGAUCUUCCUGUCCAGCAACUGCACUGAGACCAGCUGCGAGGCUUCUGACUGCCCUAAGUGUACAGCAUCUGGAAAAUGCAUGUGGACUCGCCAAUUCAAACGCACAGGUGAAACAAGGCGCAUACUGAGUGUGAACCCCACCUAUGACUGGACAUGUUUCAGCUACGCCUUGCUCAACGUCUCCCCCAUGCAGGUGGAGUCGUCCCCCCCAAUGCCAUGCCCUCCACCCUGCCACAGUCUCCAUAACUGCAGCCUCUGUCUGGGCUCGCGAGGCUCUGAUGGGGGCUGGCAGCACUGUGUGUGGAGCAUGGCUUUGCAGCAGUGCAUGAGCCCCUCUUUCAUGCCCCUGCGAUGUGAGGCGGGUCAGUGUGGCCGCCUGCUCUCUGGGGGGGACUCCUGCUCCCCGCAGUGCUCUCAGCUCAGCCAGUGCUCCCAGUGCAUUGCAAGGCCUCAGUGUGGUUGGUGUGCUUCUCGUGGAGGAAAUGGGGCUGGUCGCUGUCUGCAGGGAGGACUUGAUGGUGUGAGUGAGGGUGUUUGCCCACUGAGAAACAGCAGCUGGUCCUUCCUCCACUGUCCAGAAGAAGAUGAAUGUGCCAACGGUCAUAGAAGGAAACAUGCGUUUAACUAACCCCUAAAUAUUAUUUUAUCUAAUGUAAUUCUCAUGCUUUUAUUCAGUUAUAUAACAAAAGAAGCCAGGAAAAAAUAACUAAUUCACCUAUUUAAAAAGGCCCUAGUUUCUUGCUCCAUUCUCAACCUGAUGCAUCACAACACUGCUUACCUGCUCAUUGUGGCGGAGGAGGGCAGACGAGUUUUCGGAAGGCAGUGAAACUACACUGGGGCACAGAGACUGCACCAAAGUUGUUGAGGAUUGCCGUGAGAUUUGCUGUGCUGCACCUAGGUGGGUAUAUGGUUGCACCCCCACCCCUUCCUCAGGGUAGUCUGCCUCUUCACUAGUGGCUUAAGCUCAGAUUUGUUUGUUUUUUCUGCACUAGUAUUUUUAUCGAAUUUGUAUUUUAACUUGCCUUUUAGGCCAUUUUAGAUUCUGUUACAAAAUUUAAAAAAAUCUAUUUUAAUUCCCCUUAUUAAUUUUUGUGUUAUUAUUAUAUUGUUUAACCAUUCUUCCUUCCCCACAGUUUCAGUUCACCUUAUUUUGCAUUUCUUCCUGUGAUUAAUUCAAAUACAUUCCUUAAAUUCUUACAAAAACACAGUUUUCCCAAUCUGUGUCUUACUUAUUUACAAGAGUAAUAAAUUGUGUAUUUGGGGUGUAAGCCCCCA
This is a messenger RNA of Labrus bergylta (ballan wrasse), 6887 nucleotides long. NCBI's taxonomy places the organism in Eukaryota, Metazoa, Chordata, Actinopteri, Labriformes, Labridae. The record is from RefSeq and is a predicted model, not a curated record.